AUCAGAUCUUGAUUGCAAUAUAAUUGCUUUUAAAAUGGAAAAGUUUUCAAUAUGUACUAUAGUAAUAUUGAGUAUUUUCGUUGGAGUAAAUUCUCUAAAAUGUUACCGAUGUACCAAUUGCACCAAAGUUAACAGUGACCAAAUAGUCACGUGUGGAGAAAACACGACAGUAACAACAACUACAAGUUCUACCACAACUUCUACAACACCUUCAUCUAGUUCUUCUACGACAACAUCUUCUUCAGCAUCAUCUUCAACAACAUCAAGCACCACACCGUCAACAACAACGACUACCACCACAACAACAACUACGACACCAUCACCAUCAACAAACGACACAGCAAGUAAUUCUACAACAUCAAACAAUGAUACAAAUUUGAGUCCAAAAACAGUAAGAGUCAGAAGAAGUAUGGAAGAAUCGAACAACUGCAUGUGUAAUAAUAAUAAUGGGAUCUGUGACUGUAAUGUUUUGCGUAUCGUUCAGUUAAGCGAUGUUAAUGCUACCGGCACAUAUGUCUGUGUUACAGACACUCUACAUGUAAAUAGUGCUUCAGUCAUCAACCGUGGUUGUGCUUUGAAGCAUAACCAGACUUCGCAAACUUGCAUCAGCUCAGCGUUCUCAAGCAACUGUGCCGUGUGUGAAACAGACGAAUGCAACGAUGCUAAUUCUAUUAAUUUCUCUGCUCUUGUAAUUAUUUCAUCCCUUUUUGUUGCGUUGAAAAUUUAUUAAACUAAAAUUUUGACAUUUUU
Molecule: messenger RNA, 750 nt
Organism: Amyelois transitella
Lineage: Eukaryota; Metazoa; Arthropoda; Insecta; Lepidoptera; Pyralidae
Exons: 4
Coding region: 35-730 (231 amino acids)
Source: RefSeq, a predicted model, not a curated record